AUGGCCGAUGCGAAAGCUUGGGGCAGGCCACAGCCACGCCAGGCACCGGACGUGCCCUACCACAAUCCGACGGCGUCGAACCCGAUACUGCGAGGAUGGUCGUUGGCAGUGGUGACUACAGUUCUCUCAUCCUCACCGAUGUUGCAAGGGGUGCUUUGGCGCAUGAACAGCUUCGACAAGCUGAAGGAGCUGCCCGCUCUGCAGGGCAUCGAACCUCGAUUCGAUCCAACCGUGGUCCCCAAAGACGCCGAUGGCGACGUGCUUGCGUCCGUGAGAGAGCUCUCCGCCCCACAGAAAAGAAAGACGCCCACCUCGUUCUAUACCUCUGCCGACUUUGUCGAGCUGUACAAGGCUGGUACCUUGACUCCGGUAGACGUUGUGGAGCAUCUUCUGCCGCUCAUUCGUCGAGACACAAAGCCUCCGGGCAAGUACUCUGUUGGCUGGAUCUCGGUGCGCGCGGAUCUGAUCCUGGAAGAGGCUAAAGCCUCCACGGAGAGAUAUAAGGCCGGAAAUCCCUUAGGUCCUCUGGACGGCGUGCCGAUCGCUGUGAAGGACUCUUGCGAUAUUACAGGAUACAAGCAGACCCAGGGUUGCCCCGUGGAUUUUACUGGUCCUGGAGAUAAGACUGCUUGGGCCGUCGCCAAAUGGCAGGAGGCCGGCGCCGUCAUUCUGGGUAAAACCAACAUGCAUCCGUACGGUCUCGAUACAACCAAUGUCAACGCUACCUUCGGUACCCCUCGGAAUCCCCAUAACCCGGCCUACUUCCCCGGCGGCAGCUCCGGAGGAUCGGCCUAUGCGCUUGCUUCGGGUAUCGUGCCUAUCGCGCUCGGCUUUGAUGGUGGAGGCAGCAACCGAAUACCAGCGAGCUUCUGUGGCAUGUAUGGGUUGAAGCCCACCCAUGGCCGCGUCUCCUCUCGUGCAGGUGAUGAACCUCAGCAGUCCGUCACCGUUUGCGGCCCUCUCGCCUCGUCCAUAGAUGAUCUCGCCCUCGCCUACCGCGUAAUGGCGCAACCAGACUCGCUCUCUACGACCAGUGUUGCGUUUCCCUCGUCCCUCGUAGCCCCUCGCUCCAGUCCAACAGGUCCGAAACGCCUCGGCAUCAUGCGCUCGUGGAUCGAAAGGUCUGACCCCGACGUCGUCGCCGCCUUCGAUCACGCCGUAGCCCACCUGACCAAAACCCAGGGUUACGAGGUCAUAGACAUCACUAUCCCACUCCUGCCGGAAGGGCAGAAGGCGCAUGCCAUGACUAUCGUCAACGAAGCUCGCGCUUACCUGUCUCCUAAGCAAUACGCUGCGAUGAACUACCACACCCAGCUGCUCCUAGCCACGAUGACAGGCCGCGCCACUGGGCAGGACUUCUUGUUCGCGCAGCGCUUGAGGUCACUGUUGAUGGGUCACCUCGCAUGGCUGUGGGAUAAAUACCCAGGACUUCUGGUACUGACGCCCACGUGCACGUUCGCUGGCUGGAAGAUCGCACAGGAGAGCGACCUGAAAACCCCGGGCUUCAUGGACGGCGAUCGGAGUCUGAGGUGUAUGGAAUAUGUGUAUCUUGCCAACUUCGUGGGCGCACCUGCGAUAUCGGUGCCCAUGGGCUACAACGACGAAGGGAUGCCGAUGGGACUGAUGGCUAUGGCAGAGUGGGCAAACGAAGAGCAGCUGCUCGGAUUCGGUCGGCAAGCCGAAGGGUGCCUGGGCGAAGAGGGCGUUCGCAGGCCAAAAGGCGACGGGCGCUGGGUGGACGCGCUUGAGAUCAGCCAACGCACUUGA
Molecule: messenger RNA, 1767 nt
Organism: Cyphellophora europaea CBS 101466
Lineage: Eukaryota; Fungi; Ascomycota; Eurotiomycetes; Chaetothyriales; Cyphellophoraceae
Exons: 3
Coding region: 1-1767 (588 amino acids)
Molecular function (GO): catalytic activity
Source: RefSeq, a predicted model, not a curated record